Ambispora gerdemannii is the source of this 1026-nucleotide messenger RNA. NCBI's taxonomy places the organism in Eukaryota, Fungi, Glomeromycota, Glomeromycetes, Archaeosporales, Ambisporaceae. The record is from the annotation of a GenBank genome assembly.
AUGUCAUUGCAUCAAACGUUCACGAAAUCAAAAGAAUUCGAUGGUCCUCUUAUUAUGGAUGGAGGCAUGGCAACUGAACUUCAAUCCACUCACGGAAAGAACCUUUCUACAGACUUGUAUUCCUCCGAAUAUUUAUAUAAAGAUCCUAAUGCAAUACGUAAUGUACAUCUUUCUUACUUUCGUGCUGGAGCUGAUAUAUGUCUAACUUGUAGUUAUCAAGCAUGGGUUGCUGGCUUCAUAAAAAAUGGGUUCAGCGAAGAUCAAGCAAAGGAAUUAAUGUUAAGAUCAAUACAAUUGGCAAGUGAGGCAAGAGACACUUUUUGGUCAGAAUAUCUUUCAAAUAAUGACAGCAUCAACAACAACAGUAAGAAAAGAAUAAAACCAUUAAUUGCACUAUCAAUUGGACCAUAUGGUGCAACACUAGCAAAUGGAUCAGAAUAUACAGGCGAUUAUGGAACCAUAUCAGAUGAAGAAUUAAGAGAGUUCCAUGAAUCACGUCUUCGAGUCUAUCGAUCGGAAUUUUCGCGUGUUGACUUUAUUGCUUUUGAGACUGUGCCAUCUUUACACGAGGCGAAAAUCAUUUGUCAAGUUCUAUCAAAUAUGGAGAAAGAUGAAUCAUUACCUCCUUGUUGGAUUUCUUUUUCAUGUAAAGAUGGAACACGCAUUUCGCACGGUGAAUUGAUAGUAAAAUGCGUGGAAGCAAUAUGUAGUAGUAAAGCGAAUUCAUUAGUAUUCGGCAUCGGAGUCAAUUGCACAAAUCCAAAAUUUAUUGCACAGUUAAUUCAAAAAAUUCGUCAAACUUUAGAUUUGUUUAAUGAUAAUAAAUGGGUUCUUUGUUAUCCGAACGGAGGAAACGAGUGGGAUCCGGUUACUAAUGAUUGGGAUAUAAACAGUGGAGUAAGUGCAGAUGUAUUUGCAGAGUAUGCAAGGAAAUGGGUUAAAAACGAUAGUAAAGUAGCAGUUGGCGGUUGUUGCAAGACUACUCCCGAAUAUAUUGAAAAGAUUAGGAAUCAAAUUUUUGAAUAA